Panonychus citri (citrus red mite) is the source of this 3603-nucleotide messenger RNA. Its product is annotated as (E3-independent) E2 ubiquitin-conjugating enzyme-like. The transcript has 3 exons. The record is from RefSeq and is a predicted model, not a curated record. The coding region runs from base 268 to 3288 and encodes 1006 amino acids. NCBI's taxonomy places the organism in Eukaryota, Metazoa, Arthropoda, Arachnida, Trombidiformes, Tetranychidae.
UUAAUUUGAAAAGAGUGAUGAUUUUGUCUCAUUGAUUAAAUUGUUUUCUCUUCAUCAUCACCUUAAUCAUCGACAACUUAUUUUCAUUUAAUUACCAAUUUCUCUGAUUUAUCUGGUCAAUCGAGAAGAAGAAAAAAAUAGGAUAAGAGAAUAAGAGAAUAUUUCAAUUGUUUUAUUAUCCACUUGUUUUUAGUGUUCUUUUUACUUUUGUUUUUGUUUUGUUUUUUGUUCUAUUCUCAUUUGUUUCUUUCUGAUCAACAGUUGAAAAUGUCUACCCAACCCGAACGAAACCAUAAUUCGUGUGAUUUUUUCGAUGAGGAUAUUGUUUAUCGAUUAAACAAUAAAGGUCAAAUUGAGGUUGGAAUAGUAGUUGAAAGCUGCGAGAAUGCCUCAUCAUCGGACGAUGAUUCAGACACUGAAUCAGGUGAAGCGAAGAAGAAAUUGAAACGCCUUAAACCAGGAACAACUGGAGUCUCAUGGUAUCCAAGGGGUAAUUUUGAAAAUCUACCAGAGAAAAAGGUUAAACUAUAUGAUCGAUCUCUUCUUCCGGGUGAUGUGGUCAAGUACAUUGGUCCAUCGAGAAAUGGUUUAAUUGGCUACUGUAAAAGCUCCAAUAUUAAUUUUUGCCUUAAAAUUAUUGGAACCAAUAAGAUCAUUGAAAAUGUCGAUAGCUCUUGUUUUGAAAAUCUGACCCCAGUCCAAACGGACAUCGUUUGUAUUUACAAUUCUUGGAUUGGUUACAUAGAUGAUACAAGCUAUGCGGUCACUUUAUUAUGUAAAGAUGGGUCAAUAGUUGUACUUCAAGAUGAGGAAUUGAAUGAUUUUGAAGAUCUACUUGAAGAGAAAAGUCGAUCCUGCCAAUUUUCCAGUGAAAACAAUUAUAUUGGUCAACGAUUAACUGGACCAAGAAAAUGUCUUCGAACGGGUAAUUGGAUAAAGCAAACUGAAGAAAUGGCCACUGCAUUAGCGUCCAAGAAAUUACGUAAACGUCGAGUUCAAGUUACUGUGAUAAAUGUUGAAUUAGCUUCAAUCUCAUGUCGUUGGUUAUGUUGUAUCCAUCGGAGUAAUGAUCUUAUUCCCGGUGGAAUCAAUAUUAGUGUUAAACAAACCCGAUUAACUGUGAAAGAAGAGGCUACCGAAGAUUCAGAUUCUAGUCUUAAAGAAAACCAAUGGUCAGUUGACUUACCCAAUUUCGGCCGGGUCACCAUUCAAGAAUAUGAUGAAACCUCUGGUAAAACUGAAUUACCAUGUGACGUGAUUUAUGGUGACGAAGUGAAAAAGGUUCGAGUUCUCAAUUAUUAUCAAAAAUGUACCUUACAAGUUGGUGAUUUGGGAUAUUACACAUUAAAGGAAAGCGAUAAAUUGGUCAAUGAAGAUGUUUUCGUUAAAAAAUUGACCAACAAAAUUAUCCGUGAACGUUUUGACCUAUCCAAUGUUAAAUCAAGCACAUCAAUUAGUCAAGAAACUGAUGCUAAAAGAUUAAAUCAACUGAAAGAAUCAACCAAAAAUUCACCAAGUGAAUUAGCACCUUCUCCUAAUCCACAAAUAGAGGAUAACAAUUCUAAUGAUGCCAGUGAAGAUGAAUAUGAAGAAGUCUCGGAUUCUGAUGAUGAUUCAACCUCUCAAGCUGAUUCGUUGACUCGUUGUAUUAUUGAUGAAUUAACCUCGAAUAGUAACAAUAAUCGAGGUCGAAUUAGCCGUAAGAAAAAGUGCCCUUCCGUUUCAGUGAAAAGAGUGAAAGAGAAAAAGUUGAAACCAUCACAGAAACGGGAAAGAGCCGAGAUGCCGGUUGACCUAUCGAUUGGCUCUCGAAUCGCUGUACAAAUCGUCUCAACGGAAACUAAAGUGACCCUAAUUUCCCAAAACAAUGAGACCUUAACUGAUGUUCCUUCAUACCUUUUAUAUCCCUUACAUCACCUGGAUGGUCAUGAGUUUUUCCCUGGUGAUUUUGUAAUUGAAAAUCGUGAGGCUGUUUCAUUUUUAGUCUAUGGCGUUGUCCAGAAAGUUGACCGAGCCGCUCGAACGGUUCUAGUCGAUUGGUAUAAAACUUCAACAACCGAAACCAAACCAACCUUUUUAUCACAAGAAAAUGUUAGCGCUUAUGAUAUUAAAGAUCAUCCAGAUCAUCAUUAUCGAGCAGGAUGUUGUGUAAUCAGAGUAGAUUCAAAUAAUCAUGAAUAUCCACCGGGUGACCCAUUCACUCGAGCAGGUCAAGUGAUUGAAUGUUGUACUGAUGGACAAUUGUUAUGUGCUUGGGCCGAUGGAACCAAAUCAAAAGUAUAUCCUCAUGAAUUAUUUAUCAUCGGUGAAUAUGAUUCAGAUGACCUCUGGGCAAGUGACAAUGAAAUUGAAGAGGAUAAUCUAGAUAAUAGUAUGCAAUCAUCUGAACAAGGGACACCCAAUCGUAGUAAAACAAUUGAAAGGAAAGGUGAAUUCGCAAUGAUUGAAUCAGUGCCUUUAGCACAUUCUUACAAAGACUCAGCCCUUGCGUCCACUGAAUUUUUCCACCGUAAAAUAAGGAAGGAGAUAACUUUAUUGAAAAAUUCUCUACCCCCUGAUAUUCAUGUGAAAAGUUUCGAUGAGCGAAUUGACCUAUUCUCUGUGAUGAUAAAAGGUCCAUCGGAUACACCUUAUGAAGAUGGACUUUUCCUCUUUGACAUUCAAUUACCAUGCAAAUAUCCAUUUGUACCUCCAUCGGUCCAGUAUAAAAGCUACUGUACCGAUCGGCUUAAUCCAAAUCUCUAUGAAUGUGGUAAAGUUUGCAUUUCUUUACUUGGAACCUGGACCGGAAAAGGAACCGAAGUUUGGGAUUCUAAAAGUUCAACUCUCCUUCAAUUGUUACUCUCAAUUCAAGGACUUAUCCUGGUACCCGAACCUUAUUACAAUGAGGCCGGUUACAUGAGGCAAAAAGGAACCCCAAUCGGCCAUGAAAAUAGCCGUUUAUACAAUGAGAUGGUGAUUGUUAAAUUAAUCCAAUCAAUGACCAAAAUGAUUAUUUCCCCUGAAGAUGCUUUUAAAGAUGAAAUUAUGGACCAUUUUAACAAGCGAAUGAAACAUUUUAUCUCUCGAAUUGAAAAUUGGCUCAAAAUAUCUGAUACAUGGAACAGUAAAUAUUCAAAUGAACCAAUUGACAAAAUGUUAACCCUGUUAAACUUACAAGAUGAUUACAGUGCAAAAAGAUUACCGGGUUUCCCAUUGUUACCCGGAUCUCAAGGAUUCUGUUUAUCUGCUCGAAAAGCAUUGAACAUUUUGAAAGAAAACCUUACCUCUUUGAAUAUCAAAUUCUGAUGAUGAUGAUCAACCACCAACACUUCAAUUAUCAUUACAUUAAUCAGAAUGUAAUCAACUUAAAUAACGUUUUACUCGAAUCUUCAUCAAUCACUUUUCUCUUAAAUUUUCACACUUUCAAUUAAAAUACCUCUUGAAAGAUUUACUCUUCUUCUCCCACCUUGUUUAAUUCUGUUCAUCGAGUCUCUAAAAUCAUCAAUGUUUAACAAUAGAAAGGAAAACAUUAAUGGAAAAUUAAAAGAAAACUUAAUUGUAACUAAUUAAAGUGAAAGAGUUUCAAAAACUCAUUUGGUUUUUUACCCAACACACAGAAAA